UAAUAAUUGGAAAUGAGUGGAGAUCAUUCCCACAACGAUAGCCAGAUAGACUCCGGCUCUCGGGUCAAUGCGGUCUGACUGUAGAAAACAUAGCUGAAGUGCAGAUGGCUGUGAUAUGGAGGGGAAACACGCAGGACCGUUUGUAUCAAGACAUGAUUUCCAGCGGUGGAGGAAAUUCUCACAAGCAUAAAGAUAAGUACAAGGAUAAAGAACACAAACACAAGGACCACAAGAAGGACAAGGAGCGUGAGAAAUCAAAAUAUGGCAACAGUGACCAUAAGGAGUUCUCGGAAAAGAAACACAGAGAAAAGGAAAAGGAGAGAAUAAAACACAAAGAUGGCAGCACAGACAGACAUAAGGACAAACACAAGGAAAAAGACCAGAGGAAGGAGGAGAAGAUCAAGCCAAAGAAGGAAAAAGAGAAUGGCUUUGCCAGCCCUCAUCGCAUUAAGACGGAGCCGGACAAUGAUGACUUCUACCACUCUCCCAAGUCCCUGAAAAGAGAGCGUGACAAUGACGAAACUGAAUUCAAGCCCAAAAAAAUUAAAAUUGAAAAUGACAGAGUGGACAAGAAGGGAAAGAAGAGGAAACAAGACGAGGACACCAAGCCCAAAAAGACACAAAAAAACAAGAAAGGGGAAGUUGCUGACGGGAAAAAGAAAGCAAAGAAGGAACCUGAGGAGAAGUGGAAAUGGUGGGAAGAGGAGAGGGCAACAGACGGUUCCAAAUGGAGGUUUCUGGAACAUAAAGGCCCAGUCAUGGCAGCACCAUACGAACCUCUUCCCAGCAAAGUCCGAUUUUUCUAUGAUGGGAAGCAGAUGAAGCUCAGCCCAGAGGCUGAGGAGGUGGCCACCUUCUUUGCCAAAAUGCUGGACCAUGAGUACACUACCAAGGAUGCCUUCCGGAAAAACUUCUUCAAAGACUGGAGAAAGGAAAUGACCUCAGAGGAGAAGUCUAAGAUCACAGACCUGAAGAAGUGUAACUUCAAUGAGAUGGGGGAAUACUUCAAGGCUCAGUCUGAGGCCAGAAAGGCCAUGACUAAAGAUGAUAAACUGAAAAUCAAAGUGGAGAACGAACGCCUCCUCCAGGAGUAUGGCUUCUGCAUCAUGGACAACCACAAGGAGCGCAUUGCUAACUUUCGCAUUGAGCCCCCGGGCCUGUUCCGUGGCCGAGGAGACCACCCCAAGAUGGGCAUGCUGAAACGCCGCAUCCGUCCUGAGGACAUCAUCAUAAACUGCAGCAAGGACUCCAAGCAUCCCAAGCCUCCCCCUGGCACCAAAUGGAAGGAGGUGCGUCAUGACAACAAGGUGACCUGGCUGGUGUCGUGGACAGAGAACAUCCAAGGCUCUAUCAAGUACAUCAUGCUGAACCCCAGCUCCAGAAUCAAGGGAGAGAAGGACUGGCAGAAGUAUGAGACGGCCCGAAAUCUGAAGAAGUGUGUAGACCGGCUAAGGAACCAGUACCGCGAGGACUGGAAGUCCAAAGAGAUGAGGAUCCGACAGAGAGCCGUGGCACUCUACUUCAUCGACAAGCUGGCUCUGAGAGCAGGUAACGAGAAGGAGGAAGGGGAGUCGGCGGACACGGUGGGCUGCUGCUCCCUCAGGGUGGAACACAUCAACCUGUACCCCGAGAAGGACGGCCAGGAGUUCGUGGUGGAGUUUGACUUCCUGGGUAAAGACUCCAUCCGCUACUACAACAAAGUCCCCGUGGAGAAGAGGGUAUUCAAGAAUCUGCAGCUGUUCGUGGAGAACAAGCAGCCAGAGGACGACCUCUUCGACCGACUCAAUACCUCCAUUCUGAACAAGCACCUUCAGGAGCUGAUGGACGGGCUGACGGCCAAAGUGUUCCGUACCUACAACGCCUCCAUCACCCUGCAGCAGCAGCUGAAGGAGCUCACCAGCCCUGAUGAGAACCUUCCAGCCAAGAUCCUGUCGUACAACAGGGCCAACAGAGCCGUGGCCAUCCUGUGUAACCAUCAGAGGGCCCCGCCCAAGACCUUUGAGAAGUCCAUGCAGAACCUCCAGACCAAAAUUGAUGCAAAGAAGGACCAGCUCUCUGAUGCAAAGAGGGAUGUGAAGAGUGCCAAGGCUGACCUCAAAGUACGGAGAGACGAGAAGUCCAAAAAAGCUGUGGAGACCAAGAAGAAGGCUGUGGAGAGGCUAGAAGAGCAGCUGAUGAAGCUAGAGGUGCAGGCGACUGACCGCGAGGAGAACAAGCAGAUUGCCCUGGGCACCUCCAAACUCAACUACUUGGAUCCACGUAUCUCUGUGGCCUGGUGUAAGAAGUGGAGCAUCCCUAUCGAGAAGAUCUACAACAAAACUCAGCGUGAAAAGUUUGCCUGGGCUAUCGACAUGGCAGAUGACGACUAUGAAUUUUAAAUCCUGUUUGCGGUUUUAUAAUUAUGCGAUUUGUAUUGUAAUUUUAUUGGAUACUUGUUUUUAGCUUAACCGAUUACACCAAAUGGCCAGCCUGACAAGGAAAUGAUAAUGAGUGUGCACUCAACAAGCAUGGUGAGGUAGAAGGUCGGGUGUCAGGAUGUAUAGGCCAUUACAGAUGAGCUGGAGGGAGGGGGGACGAUGUGGGUUAGUCUUUGAAGGUUGGAGGUCAGAUUCAAGGGCAGGACUAUACCCACACCCAAAGGUGAAGCGGUUAUCCCAAUGAUUGGAUGAGAACCAGUGGAUUACCUUUUCUCUCUUCCUCUUCAGCCACAUGCACGACCUAAAGGUGUCUGAACUUUGAACUCUGGGGUCCUAUCGCUACUGUAUUCAACAACAAAAAAUGACUGCUUUGUGUAUCGUUUAGAUUUAUUCUUUUUUGUUCACUUGGUCUGUAUUUUUAGCCCUCCCAUGUAUUAUUAAUGGAUUCUAUAUUUUAAUAGAGAAAAGUUAAAUCAAAUGAAAUCCUGAUGUACACCCACGCGCCUUUGAGGAAAUGAAAUGUGAUCUCUAGGUGUGAGUUGUGGGGGGGAGACAUGAAAGCUGUGUUUGGGUGAGUGUGAUGUUUUAAACUGGACUAUGUUGAUUUUGUACCAUGAAAGAGGAUGCAUUGACACGCAAGGAGAAAAUGCUACACCCAUGUCAAUAUUUACAUAAGCAGGCAGAAUGUGAUUAAUUUGUUUUACAGUAUCUAUCAGGGACUGAUUUUCAAUGUAAAUGUGAACCAAUCGUUUAAUUUUUCACACCUUGCAUUGCCAGCAUCCUCUGAAUAUUUCUGCAUAGUCUUCAUUUGGUUUUAACUUAAUAAUUUUUAAUGAUUUGUUUCUGAGAGGAAAAAAACUCCCAUAUCUGUUACUUGAAAAAAAAAAAAUGCUAUUUUUAAUUAAUGGAAAAUGUUUUUUUUCUUCCAGAAGGGUAUGUGAGGGACAUCAACAUUGCCAAAAACAAAUACAAAUCUGUUACAAUUUAGGCAGUUAUUUUUUAAAUUGUGUUAAAGACUGAGGACGAAGAACAUUAACAGGAGUUUCAAUGUGAAUUUUAUUCCACUCUAGUGUCAGAGGAAAGUCGGUGUUUAUAGUGGUAAGCUCAACUUCCUUUUCCUGUUUUUCAACCUCUUCUGUCAUAGCCUCCAAUCAUGUUCUUGUUUUAUGCUCAUUGUAGGUUGAAAAUGAAUAAAACCCCUCAACUCCA
Coregonus clupeaformis (lake whitefish) is the source of this 3626-nucleotide messenger RNA. RefSeq names its product DNA topoisomerase 1. The transcript is spliced from 22 exons. Gene Ontology annotation, molecular function: DNA topoisomerase type I (single strand cut, ATP-independent) activity; DNA binding. The record is from RefSeq and is a predicted model, not a curated record. Lineage: Eukaryota; Metazoa; Chordata; Actinopteri; Salmoniformes; Salmonidae. Gene Ontology annotation, biological process: DNA topological change; DNA replication; chromosome segregation. Gene Ontology annotation, cellular component: chromosome; nucleolus. The coding region runs from base 105 to 2378 and encodes 757 amino acids.